Tripterygium wilfordii is the source of this 546-nucleotide messenger RNA. RefSeq lists its product as uncharacterized. The transcript is spliced from 2 exons. The record is from RefSeq and is a predicted model, not a curated record. Bases 1 to 546 code for a protein of 181 amino acids. Lineage: Eukaryota; Viridiplantae; Streptophyta; Magnoliopsida; Celastrales; Celastraceae.
AUGGCAUCACAAAAUCAAAACAAUUUAUCUCUGCGAUCUGUCCUUGAGAAGGACAAGCUGAAUGGGACAAACUUCAUCGAUUGGUACAGAAAUUUGAGAAUUGUUCUCAAACAUGAAAAGAAGUUGUAUGUCCUAGAGCGUGUUGUUCCUGAGGAACCUCCAGCUACUGCCCCUAGGGCAGAAAAAGAUGUUUAUAAGAAGCAUCAAGAUGAUUCCUUGGAUGUUGGAUGCCUCAUGUUGGCUACCAUGAACUCUGAGCUUCAAAAGCAACAUGAGAACAUGGAAGCUUUUGAGAUGAUCGAGCACCUCAAGAAAUUGUUUCAAGAGCAAGCUCGACAGGAGAGGUAUGACAUUUCCAAGGCAUUGUUUCAGUGCAGAAUGGCAGAAGGAAGCUCUGUCAAUUCUCAUGUGCUCAAGAUGAUUGGGUACAUUGAGGAUCUUGAGAGAUUAGGCUUCAAGCUAAAUAAAGAUUUAGCCACUGACUUAAUGCUGCAAUCGUUGCCGGACAAUUAUAGUCAAGCUUCUAAAUAUGCUGAAGACAGCUGA